This is a messenger RNA of Anneissia japonica, 1659 nucleotides long. Its product is annotated as RNA-binding protein NOB1-like. The transcript has 8 exons. The record is from RefSeq and is a predicted model, not a curated record. Gene Ontology annotation, cellular component: preribosome, small subunit precursor. Gene Ontology annotation, molecular function: RNA endonuclease activity. Lineage: Eukaryota; Metazoa; Echinodermata; Crinoidea; Comatulida; Comatulidae. Gene Ontology annotation, biological process: ribosomal small subunit biogenesis; maturation of SSU-rRNA. The coding region runs from base 128 to 1453 and encodes 441 amino acids.
GGUAAUAGGUCAAUCAAUCCAUGUGUUAUGGGAAGUACACGAAUUGUUUUUAUAAAUUUUUUUUUUUUAAAUUUCUAGCGUGUAAGAGUAAUUUAUAUCUGACUUAACAAUUGUUUUUGAAACAAGAAUGAAUAGGAAAAUAGACCAUCUAAUUGUCGACGCAGCUGGGUUCCUGAAAAAUGUACAGCUUCAGGAACUUGCAGAAAAUAUUUAUACCAUUCAAGAGGUUGUGAGUGAAAUCAGAGAUUCAGCUACAAGACAGCGUUUGGCUGUGUUACCUUACGAUAUCAAAUUCAAAACACCUUCAAGUGAUAGCGUAGUCCAUGUUUCAGACUUUGCUAAAAAGACUGGAGAUUGGGGAAGUUUAUCAGCUACAGAUGUGAAGGUGAUGGCAUUGACAUAUCAACUCACUGCAGAAAUCAGUGGCUCUGAGCACUUAAAAAAAGUACCUGAGAAAAAGAUGACAAUAACAUGCAGCAAGAAGCCUCUUCAGAAAGCCACAGAUAUUGCUGGAUUUUAUUUUCCAGAAAAGAACACAGAAAAUGAGGUCAAAAACAGUGGUGACAGCACCGAUUCAAAUUCCCAUGUCGGAGACUCAAGUUUAGAUGUUAAAGACUCAAGUUCAGAUGUUAAUGACAUUAGUAUCAAAGAUCAAGUCAAUGAAAGGGUACAAGAAGUAGACAAUGAAAAACAGUUAAAUGAGAACAGUGACAGCAAUAUGGAGGAAAGUGAUGAUCAAAAAACAGCUGAACUGGUAGACAGUGAAAAUGCAGAAACCAUACAUGAUGAAGAAGAUAAUUUAAAUGAUGAUGCAGAGGAGGAUGAUGAUGAUGUUGGCUGGAUAACACCAAGUAAUAUCAAUCAGGUGAAAAACCACAUUGACUCAGAUCUGACAGAAGCAAACACUGUUAAAGUUGGAUGUCUUACUACAGAUUUUGCAAUGCAGAAUGUAUUAAUUCAGAUUGGCCUGUCUGUGGUAUCUGUAGAUGGCAUGUUGAUUAAGAAGGCCAAGAGUUACGCUCUCAGAUGUUACUCCUGUUUCAAGAUAACCAGUAACAAUAGCAAAGUGUUUUGUCCUAAAUGUGGCAAUAAAACUCUAACAAAAGUGACAGUGACUGUUGAUGAAGAUGGCACCCAACGCUAUCACCUGUCAUCCAGGAGGGCCAUCAAUAAACGAGGAUUAAAGUAUCCACUUCCACUACCAAAAGGUGGAAAACAUGCAGUCAAUCCGGUGCUAGUAGAAGACCAGCCAAUUCCUCAGAACAGACCAGCUAAAAAGACGUUGGCAAAAAUCAACGCGUUUGAUCCGGAUUACGUGGCAAGAGGGUCACCGUUCGCCAUUAAUGACGUUACAAGUCGGGCAGCUCAGCUGGGUGUGCAUAGUUCCAGAGGCAGUUCAUCGAGACGGCGUAACCCAAAUGAAUCGGGACAUAGAAAAGGUCGCAAGAAGUAAUGAUUAAACCAUAUUUUGGAAAUUACAGUAGUGAUAUUUUAAAUCCAUAUUUAGGAUUAUUUUAUCAAAAAUGUCUUUAAAUUUUUGUCAUCUAAUUUGUGUACAAUACAGUACUACAUACUAUUUAUGUAGUUAUUUAAUAAUAAAUCUUAUGCCAUUAUUAUUUUUAUCGUGUUGAUUAAAUAACAUCAUCAAUGUCAAGUGUA